CUCCGUGGUCAGCAUCGGGCAGGGAGUGGGAGGGCCGGGAGCAGGACCAUGCCCAGUGCCCUGCCCAGGACCGUGCCCAGGACCGUGCCCAGGACCGUGCCCAGGGCCGGCCGGGCAAGCCGGCCAUCGGACUGAGCUGGAGCCCGAGGAGCAGCAGCAGAUUAGAAGGCCGGGAGGAGGAAGGUCCACGAUGCCGUGGCCCAUCUGGCUCGCUCUGCUGCCACUGCUGCUCUUGCUGCUGUCGCCGCCCGGGGUCGGGGCCGGGGCGGGAGCCGGGGCUGGGCGGUCCUGCUUCCCCAGGUGCCGGUGCCAAGUGGAGACUUUCGGCCUCUUCGACAGCUUCAGCCUGACCCAGGUGGACUGCAGUGGCGUGGGCGCCCACAUCGUCCCCGUGCCCAUCCCACUGGACACCACCUACCUGGACCUGUCCUCCAACCAGCUGCAGGCCAUCAACCAGUCGGUGUUGGCCGGGCCCGGCUACACCACGCUGGUCAGCCUGGACCUGAGCCACAAUCGGCUCACCCACCUGGCCCCGGCCACUUUUGCCCGCCUGCGCUACCUGGAGGCCCUGGACCUGAGUCAUAACGCCCUGGAGGCUCUCCCGGACGAGGCCUUCGCCCGCUCCCCCCUGGGAGACCUGGACCUGAGCCACAAUGCCCUGACCGAGGUGUCCGUGGGUGCCUUCUCCUCUCCCUGGGGCCAGGGUCGGCCGCUGCACGUCGACCUGUCCCAUAACCGCAUCUCUCAUGUCUCCUGGCCCGCAGACCGGCCCGUCCCCAACCUCCGGGGCCUGAACCUUUCCGGAAACCUCUUGCAUGUCGUUCCGGACCUGCGGGGCCUCCCGCUGCGCUUCCUGAGCCUGGAUGGGAACCCGGUGGCCUCGGUCCCGGGUGGCGCCUUUGCAGGGCUGACGGACCUGGUCCACCUGUCUCUCGGCCGCCUGCGGGCCUCCACGGGGCUGACUACCCACGGCUUCGGGCCCCUGCCCAGCCUACAGGUCCUCGACCUAUCCGGCAACCCUGGGCUCCGGGCACUCAGCGCCGAGGCCUUCCGAGGCCUGGACUCCCUGCAGGAGCUGGAUCUGUCCGGGACGGGUGUGGCCACGCUGCCCGACGCCUUGUUGGACCGCCUGCCGGCCAUCCGGAGCAUCAUGCUGGCCGCGGGGGUCCGCUGCCUCAAGGUGGUCCGCGAGAGCCAGUACCACCGGCAGCAGGAGGCAGCGGGGCUGAUCAGAAAGGAGAUCUUGUCCUGCCAAGAGAGGGCUGGGGACGCUGCCAAUGCCCCCGUGCCCUAUGCCUUGUGACCGUCCUUGGGGCGGUGAGGACAGCAGACACCUGCCCCACUGAUGGGCUGCGCCCAAAUCAUGUUUCUCCCUGGCCAACCUGGGUGGGAGGUUGCUGCUUCUCCCCGGGGACAGUGGGGGUCUGUAAGCUGGUGGCUAAGGAAGUCACGCUCCCAACUACUCCCACAGAUCCCUACAUCCCCCCUUAUCCCUGCAAGCUUAGGGGAGUUGCGGUAGGGCCCGGGUCCCGUGGCCAUCUUUGAAACCAGCCCUGGAAAGUCCCCAGAUCAGUUUGGGAACCGGGGACCAAAAGGACCGACACCUAGCCUCGACCCUGGCCCUUCUGGGGCUUCCUGUUCCUUCCCACCCAUUCAGUAUUUUCCCAGAAGUGCCUUCUGGAUGUGGCCGGGGAGGAAUCUGCUGCUCGAAGUUCUCACCUUUGUGGGAGGCUGGAGUGGGGUCCGUGGAUCAUGGUUGGGUCUCCCACUGGGAGAGUUGAAGGGGUCUCGGGCUUGACUCCCUAGAAGAUGGGUGGAUGAGGCUCAGUGCAGGCUGGAGAGGAACUAUCCUUCUCUCACAGGAUGCCAGAGCCUUUACCCCCACCUGAUGCUGGGAUCCGGUCCGCAUGCUGUGGACUGAGCUCUGUCACUGGAGUGAUUUUUUCCCCCCACAGCCCUGAACACGCCUGGUCAGAGCUGAGCAGGCUUGUUCCAAGCCUUAAAAUGGCUUCGCACCAGUGUGGGGGGCUCCUGGGCACUGAUGACAUGUGAGGCAAAGUCUUGUUUCCUGGAAAACUCCAGAAGAUGAGGCAAGGGCAUCUAGACUGUAAGCUCCUCAUGGGCAGGAACAUGUCAUGUCUCUCCACUCUGUUAUACUCCCAAACAGUACAGUGCUCUGCCCACAGUAUGUGCUCAAUAAAUACGAUUGAUAUGAGUUAAAAGAAGAUCUGUUCUCCGGAAAGCUUUAGAAACUGACGUCUCCAAAGAGCCCCUUACGUGGCUGGUCCUCUGGAC
Tachyglossus aculeatus (Australian echidna) is the source of this 2295-nucleotide messenger RNA. It is a transcript of the gene TSKU, whose product is annotated as tsukushi, small leucine rich proteoglycan. The record is from RefSeq and is a predicted model, not a curated record. Bases 191 to 1303 code for a protein of 370 amino acids. Gene Ontology annotation, cellular component: extracellular matrix. Gene Ontology annotation, molecular function: protein binding. The transcript has 2 exons. Lineage: Eukaryota; Metazoa; Chordata; Mammalia; Monotremata; Tachyglossidae.